AUGGGAUCGAAGCAAGAGGCCGAAGAAGCAAUGAAUACGGAGGCCGGUUCCUCCGCUGCUUUCCGCCGUAAACCCGCCGAUGCACGGAAGAGGACGACGGUGUGUUUGGUUGUUGGAGCUGUGAUUCUCUUACUGAUCAUAAUCAUCAUUAUACUAGCUUUCACUGUUUUCAAAGCCAAAAAGCCUGUAAUCACCGUCGAUUCCGUUUCACUCGCCGAUUUAGAUCUCUCUUUCGACAUACUCCGACUCGCCGUCCGCCUCAAUCUCACCCUCGACGCCGACGUCUCCGUCAAGAACCCUAACCACGUCGGCUUCAAAUACCACAACAGCUCCGUCCUGCUCAAGUACAGGGGAUUGGACGUCGGCGACGCGCCCAUCCUCGCCGGCAAGAUCGGGGCCCGCCAGACCGUCCCCAUGAACAUCUCCCUCACUAUCAUGGCAGAUCGUCUUCUUUCCAAUAAUCAGCUCUUCUCCGACGUCCGCGCCGGCACGAUUCCGCUGACUACCUUCACGAGAAUCUCCGGUACAGUUCGAAUCUUGUUUAAUAUUCACGUGAAAUCGGAAACCAGUUGCGAUUUAUUGAUUAAUGUCGCCAGUAGGAGUGUUGCUAAUCAAACCUGUCACUACAAGACUAAAUUAUAG
Molecule: messenger RNA, 642 nt
Organism: Ipomoea nil (Japanese morning glory)
Lineage: Eukaryota; Viridiplantae; Streptophyta; Magnoliopsida; Solanales; Convolvulaceae
Exons: 1
Coding region: 1-642 (213 amino acids)
Cellular component (GO): plasma membrane
Source: RefSeq, a predicted model, not a curated record